Molecule: messenger RNA, 1983 nt
Organism: Phytophthora megakarya
Lineage: Eukaryota; Oomycota; Peronosporomycetes; Peronosporales; Peronosporaceae
Source: the annotation of a GenBank genome assembly
AUGGCUAGACCUCAACGACCGUCACGCGCCCGGCCAAAAAGGCUUCCGCUCGGUCAACGGCUGCGGGGGCACAACUUCCUCGCGGCCACGCUCGUCGACCAGGCCCGCCGCAAGUGUCGCACCCUCUUUGAAGUCUGGUACGACUUCCGCAACGCGUUCGGUAGUGUACCGUUCGAGCUGCUAUGGGAUGCGCUGACACGACUUGGCGUUCCCGAGGACUACGUCGCCAUGUGCAAGGGUCUCUACGAGAGUGCAGCGUUUGUCGUCGGGAACGCUGUGGACGGUACCACGGACCCAGUCCAACUGCGUGUCGGCGUCUUCCAGGGGUGCCCGCUCAGCCCGCAGCUAUUUAAUGCUGCCAUCAGCCUGCUGCUCUUUGCGCUGCAACAACUGCCUGACACAGGCGUGCAGCUUUCAAGCGAUGACAGCCUCGGUGUCUCGGCGUACGCCGACGACCUCAAGAUCUUCAGUGGCAUCAAGCGACAAGACGCACUCGUGAGCGACUUCCUGCGCUGGACUGGCAUGGCAGCAAAUCCAGGAAAGUGCUGCACCAUGUCGGUCCAACGCUACCAUCGUGGCAUGCUCAAGGCGGAAGACCUCCACCUCCAGCUUGACGGUUCGCCGAUCCCCGCGCUGUCAAUGAGCGCCUCGUACACCUACCUGGGGAUCGGCGACGGCUUCGACCACGUACGCCGCCGCGUCGAGCUCGCGCCGACCCUCAAGCUACUCAAGGACGACGCGACAGCGCUCAUGCAGUCCGGUCUUGCUCCAUGGCAGGUGGUGAAGGCGGUGAAGACACACUUGGCGCGUGGCCUCCGCCAUCUCCUUCGCCUGCCCGUCACCGCCACAGCGGAGUGGCUCUACGCGCCGGCUUCACGCGGCGGACUGGGCUUGUUGCCACUGACGGAGCUGCACGCGGCGCUCCAAGUCGCACACGGAUGGCAGAUACUGCAUACCAAGGACCCAGCCAUCCGGCGCAUCGCGCGCGUGCAACUCCGGCAGAUCGCUGACGCACGACACCGGCUCGACGCUCACGCGUGGGAGGGGGUGACGAGGAGCUGUGCACGAUGCUCCUCGACUCCCAGCUGGGCACGUCGCCGGACGCACCACCGAAGCGGAGUAACGGGGACAUUGGCUCACUCUGAAUCGACGUCAAGCUGGCUAGACCACCGCACCGUGUUGCGGCACGUGAAACUCCACAUCAAGCACAAGCACUGGCGGCGCUGGGCAGAGAUGCGGGACCAGGGCAAGACGGCACGGGCUCACGGCGAGACUGGGAGCGUGUUCCUCACGCGUCCUCGGGGACUUUGGGAGUCCGACUACCGCUUUGCGGUGGCCGCCCGCUUGAACCAGCUAGACACCCACAUGUGCGCGCGCUCGGAGACACUCGCGCACGUGCUCAACCAUUGCCCUUGCACAAUGGACGCGGUCUGCGGUCGCCAUGACGACGCGCUCAAGACUAUUGAGCGCGCACUCGUCGCGUCGUCAAGCGACAGCAAGGACCGCGUCGAGAUCCGCACUAACCAGACAGUGCCGUCGCUUGCCGGCCCCGCGCUACGUCCCGACCUCCAACUCUACAAUCACACCAAGAGGACGGUGGCGGUGGUCGACCUGGCCGUGGCGUUCGAGGAGCAGGCGGACGACGGCACUGAGAGCUCCGCACUGGCGCGCAUCGCCGCGCACAAGCGCACCAAGUACGGACGGGUGCAGCGCCAUCUCGAGCGCCAAGGGUGGAAGGUCCACCUCCCGGCCCUCGUGUACGGGUCGUGGGUGCGAUGGCAUCCAGCAGACCACAAGGUCUACACGGAGCAGCUCGGGCUCCUUAAACGCGAUGCGAAGCGGCUGGACAGCCGCCGCAUCUGGAAUCUCCACUGCAGCCAGCACCGAGACCGCCAGCAGCAACGACACCAGAACGCACGGGGCAGUCGGGUGACGGAGAAGACCGGGGGGACUCCGUCACAACUGGCCGCCGCUAGUCGGUAA